Messenger RNA from Solanum verrucosum, 563 nucleotides. Its product is annotated as protein CRABS CLAW-like. The transcript has 6 exons. Gene Ontology annotation, biological process: cell fate commitment; multicellular organism development; leaf development. NCBI's taxonomy places the organism in Eukaryota, Viridiplantae, Streptophyta, Magnoliopsida, Solanales, Solanaceae. The coding region runs from base 42 to 563 and encodes 173 amino acids. Gene Ontology annotation, cellular component: nucleus. The record is from RefSeq and is a predicted model, not a curated record.
CUCUUCAAAGUCCAAAAAUAUAUACUUAUCUACUUAUAUAUAUGUCUUCCUCUUCUCCUAAUUCCUCUUGUCUCAACUUAUUGGAAUCUGCUGAUCAUAAAAUUAACUCCAUGGAUCCUUCUGAACAUCUUUGCUAUGUCCGUUGCAGCUUCUGUAACAUUAUUCUUGCGGUGGGAAUUCCAUGCAAGAAGCUGUUGGAUACUGUGACAGUGAAAUGUGGGCAUUGUGGUAAUCUUUCCUUUUUAAGCAGUAGACCUCCACUUCAACCACAAUUUUAUGAUCACCAACCCAUUCAUCAGCAUCAAGAUUUGUUCAACAAUUUCAAGAAGGGACAGUCUUCAUCUUCAAGUGAACCAUCAUCUCCAAAGGCACCUUUUGUUGUAAAACCUCCUGAGAAGAAGCACAGGCUACCAUCGGCCUACAAUCGGUUCAUGAAGGAUGAGAUACAGCGUAUUAAAACAGCACAUCCAGAGAUUCCACACAGAGAAGCUUUCAGUGCAGCAGCUAAAAAUUGGGCUAGGUACAUUCCAAAUACUCCAAAUGGGACCUUGGCUGAGAAGUGA